AGUAUAUGGGAGCUGGUGGUGGAACAAUUUGAAGACUUGCUUGUGCGAAUUCUCCUGCUCGCAGCCUGCAUCUCUUUCGUGCUGGCUUGGUUUGAAGAAGGUGAGGAGACUGUCACUGCUUUUGUGGAACCAUUUGUCAUCUUACUGAUCCUGAUUGCCAAUGCCAUUGUUGGAGUAUGGCAGGAAAGAAAUGCUGAGAAUGCCAUUGAGGCCUUAAAGGAGUAUGAACCUGAAAUGGGCAAGGUCUAUCGAUCCGACAGGAAGGCGGUGCAGAGAAUAAAGGCCAAAGACAUGGUUCCUGGUGACAUUGCAGAGGUGUCAGUUGGUGACAAAGUCCCAGCUGAUAUCCGCAUCAUUGCCAUCAAAUCCACCACUCUACGUGUGGACCAGUCUAUCUUGACAGGUGAAUCUGUCUCUGUGAUCAAACAUACCGAACCCAUCCCAGAUCCUCGUGCUGUGAAUCAGGACAAGAAGAAUAUGCUGUUUUCAGGUACCAACAUUGGUGCAGGCAAGGCUGUUGGCAUCGUUAUUGCCACAGGCGUGGGCACUGAGAUCGGUAAGAUCCGCGAUGAAAUGGCAGCCACAGAGCAAGAGAAGACGCCAUUACAGCAGAAACUGGAUGAGUUUGGUGAGCAGCUGUCCAAAGUCAUUUCCCUCAUCUGCGUGGCUGUCUGGCUCAUCAACAUCGGACAUUUCAACGACCCCGUACAUGGCGGCUCCUGGAUCCGUGGCGCCAUCUACUACUUCAAGAUUGCUGUUGCCCUCGCUGUGGCUGCCAUCCCAGAAGGCCUUCCCGCUGUCAUCACUACCUGUCUAGCUCUGGGGACUCGUCGUAUGGCCAAGAAAAACGCCAUCGUCAGAAGCCUGCCCUCAGUGGAGACCUUGGGCUGCACCUCCGUCAUCUGUUCCGACAAAACUGGCACUCUUACUACCAAUCAAAUGUCUGUUUGCAAGAUGUUUGUUGUGGACAAAAUAGAAGGAGAUUUCUGUGCUUUGAAUGAAUUCAAUAUCACUGGUUCCACCUAUGCCCCGGAAGGAGAAGUAUUUAGGAAUGAUAAACAAGUCAAAGCUGGACAAUAUGAUGGUCUUGUUGAGCUGGCCACGAUUUGUGCUCUUUGCAAUGACUCUUCGCUGGAUUUCAAUGAGUCCAAAGGGGUAUAUGAGAAGGUUGGUGAAGCCACUGAAACUGCCCUUACCUGCUUGGUUGAAAAAAUGAAUGUCUUCAACACUGAUGUCCGGAAUCUCAGCAAAGUGGAACGUGCCAAUGCCUGCAACUCAGUGAUCAAACAACUCAUGAAGAAGGAAUUCACCCUAGAGUUCUCUCGUGACAGGAAGUCCAUGUCUGUCUAUUGCUCCCCAGCCAAAGCUUCCCGGGCGGCUGUUGGUAACAAGAUGUUCAUCAAGGGUGCCCCCGAGGGUGUGAUUGACCGUUGUAACUAUGUUCGUGUGGGCACCACGCGUGUUCCCCUCACCGCCAAUAUUAAGGACCACAUAUUGGGAGUCAUCAAAGAGUGGGGCACAGGACGGGAUACUCUCCGUUGCUUGGCGUUGGCCACCCGUGACACCCCACCAAAGAGAGAAGACAUGUUUUUAGAAGAUUCCACCAAAUUUGUUGAUUAUGAGAUGGACCUGACCUUUGUGGGCUGCGUGGGGAUGUUAGAUCCUCCCCGCAAGGAAGUGUCGGGAUCCAUUGAACUGUGCCGCGAAGCUGGCAUCCGCGUCAUCAUGAUCACCGGCGACAACAAAGGCACAGCUAUUGCCAUCUGUCGCCGCAUCGGCAUCUUCGGUGAAAAUGAGGAAGUGACCAGCAGGGCCUACACUGGCCGGGAGUUCGAUGACUUGCCCUCUGCUGAGCAACGGGAAGCCUGCCGAAGAGCUUGCUGUUUUGCACGGGUUGAGCCCACACAUAAGUCAAAGAUUGUGGAGUUCUUGCAGAGCUUCGAUGAGAUCACUGCCAUGACCGGUGAUGGUGUAAAUGAUGCUCCAGCUCUGAAGAAAGCUGAAAUUGGAAUUGCCAUGGGCUCUGGUACUGCUGUGGCUAAGACUGCCUCUGAAAUGGUCUUGGCAGAUGAUAACUUCUCUACUAUUGUGGCUGCGGUGGAGGAAGGCCGGGCCAUCUACAAUAACAUGAAACAAUUUAUUCGCUACCUCAUCUCCUCUAAUGUGGGUGAGGUUGUCUGUAUCUUCCUCACAGCUGCCCUUGGUCUCCCUGAAGCCUUGAUCCCUGUGCAGCUGCUGUGGGUGAACUUGGUGACUGAUGGGCUUCCAGCCACUGCCUUGGGUUUCAACCCCCCUGAUUUGGACAUCAUGAACAAGCCCCCUCGUAGCCCCAAGGAGCCCCUGAUUAGUGGUUGGCUCUUCUUCCGCUAUAUGGCCAUUGGAGGAUACGUCGGAGCGGCCACUGUUGGUGCUGCUGCUUGGUGGUUCUUAUAUGCAGAGGAUGGACCUGGUGUGAACUACCAUCAGUUGUCCCAUUUCAUGCAAUGUUCAGAAGAUCACCCUUCCUUUGAAGGCUUGGACUGUGAAAUCUUUGAGUCUUCUGUCCCCAUGACUAUGGCUUUGUCUGUCCUGGUCACCAUUGAGAUGUGCAAUGCGCUCAACAGCCUUUCAGAGAACCAGUCCUUGAUACGGAUGCCCCCCUGGGUGAACAUCUGGCUUCUGGGAUCCAUCUGCCUUUCCAUGUCUCUGCAUUUUGUCAUCCUUUAUGUUGAUCCCCUGCCUAUGAUCUUCAAACUGACACACUUGGAUUUGCACCACUGGCUCGUGGUGCUGAAGAUAUCCAUACCUGUCAUCCUUCUGGAUGAAUGUCUCAAAUUCAUUGCCCGGAACUAUCUGGAGCACAAUUUAGAAGAAAGGAAGUGAACCUUUGAGUCAUCAUGGAAAUAACCUCGUCGUGCCCAACCGUGAAGAUCUGCCCACUUCCCAAACCUCACUGCCUUGUCAUCUGCCCCCAUCUCUGCUUCUGUGCCCCUCUGUUAUUUAAUAGCGUCUUUCUUCCCCCUUAAUCCCUCUGUGCUAGUGGGACAGCUAGUGUGGGCCACAAUGCUGGCAUUUGCCAUGCCGUGUUCCCUGCCAGCUGCUUCUCUACCCAACCCACAAACAUCACCAGCUACUCGGCUUCUGUACAUUUUGAGCCACCUGCCUUCCCUUGCCUUUGCACACACACACACACACACACACACUGUCCCAACUGCUUUCCGCAUUAGUGACCACACUAUGUUCGUUCCUUCCUUUUCUCAUGACUAGAACCCACCUCAAGCCAAGGGCUGGAUUUUUUAAUGCACACAUAAACAGAAGGAAACAUUUUGUUAGGAAAAACAAACAAAUGAAACUCCUCAACUUGGAGGAAAUUAAGAGAUUCUUCUA
Messenger RNA from Python bivittatus (Burmese python), 3366 nucleotides. RefSeq names its product ATPase sarcoplasmic/endoplasmic reticulum Ca2+ transporting 1 (gene ATP2A1). Lineage: Eukaryota; Metazoa; Chordata; Lepidosauria; Squamata; Pythonidae. Gene Ontology annotation, molecular function: ATP binding; P-type calcium transporter activity; ATP hydrolysis activity. Gene Ontology annotation, cellular component: membrane. The record is from RefSeq and is a predicted model, not a curated record. Gene Ontology annotation, biological process: calcium ion transport.